GAUUAGCCAGCAGUAGCGCCUAUCUCUAGCGGUUGAGAGCCGAUGGCUAACGCCCAGCAGAUCGACAUCAACCGACCUGUCUCGGCCAGCUAGACUACGAUUACGGAAGCAGCCUCGCCAACAGAGACAGCGGCAGCAACAGCUUAGGAUUUUGCUAUUGGCUGUCUACCCCCAUGAUGAACUGUGAUUCCGGCUGCGCCCGUGUUUUGCGACAUAAUUUCGCCACCUCGUACCGAAGUAGGAUUGACGGACGGUCAUCACUCUCGGAUAAAUCGUCUUCUUAUUCGUCCACAUGGAGUCAGCGGCCAUGGAUCCGGGUGGGCUCUCGAUUCUCAACCCCUCCCCCUGCCUUGUUAAGGGGCCAGAUCUCCUCCAUGACCUAGUAGCUUUGUCAAGCAGCGAUGGCUCUCCGGCCGUCGACUACUCUACCGGCGCCGGCGGCCGAACCAUCAGCCUUUCCUACCCCGAGCUCCACGCUGCUUCGACAGCCUUGGCCGCGCGAAUCUCCGCUGCGCUGGGCCCUGGUAGCGUCAAGGACCGGCUUGUAAUCCCGAUUCUGAUGCCACAGUCUCCCGCGCUCUACGCCGCACUGAUCGCAAUCCUCAAGUCCGGAGCGGCGUUCUGUCCGCUGCAUCUCGACGCUCCCCAGGAACGUAUAAAAUUCAUCUUGCGCGACGUCGGCGCCAGGCUGGUGCUCGCCUGCCCUGAGUCGAUGUCCAAGAUCCCGGAGAGUGAGGAUGGCGUGUACAGGGUCAUGUCGGUUGAUCAACUGCUAGAUAUUCCGGCCCAUAAUAUGAAUACGGCGGCUCCCUGCAGGGUGCCAAGAGCCGACGAUCUCGCCUAUGUCAUGUAUACCUCGGGCUCUACCGGAACCCCCAAGGGUGUUGCGAUAUCUCAUCUUGCCGCGACGCAGAGCUUACUCGCUCACGACCGCCACAUUCCACCGUUUGCACGCUUCCUUCAGUUCGCCGCGCCCACAUUUGAUGUAGCCGUGUUUGAGAUUUUCUUUCCCUUGUUCCGCGGCAGAACACUCGUGUCGUGCGACCGCUCGGAGAUGCUGACGGACCUUCCUGGUACCUUGAGAGAGAUGCGGGUAGACGCAUGCGAACUCACUCCGUCGGUUGCGGGUAGUCUGCUGAGGACGAGAAGCAACGCCCCGGGACUGCGGCUCCUACUAACCAUUGGCGAGAUGCUCACCGAACCCGUCAUCCGCGAAUUUGGUGGUGAUGAAUCAGAGGGCGGGUUGCUUUGGGGAAUGUAUGGCCCUACCGAAGCUACCAUUCACUGAGCUUUAGUACUCUGCUGCCCGCGUUCCCGAAGAGUCAGAGCAGAUAUAACAUCGGGGUUCCGCUCGACACCGUGUCAGCAUUUGUUGUAGACGCCGACGCGUCCGAAUUUCGAAUCGUCCCUCUCGGCCAAGUUGGAGAGCUUGCUAUCGGCGGUAGCCAAAUUGCUACGGGCUACGUCAACCGGCCUUCGCAAACAUCAGCAGUGUUCCUAAACACGCGUUGGGGCCGCGUUUACAGGACCGGAGACCAGGCCAGAAUUCUGGCGGAUGGCACGAUCGAGUGUAUGGGAAGGA
This is a messenger RNA of Durotheca rogersii, 1582 nucleotides long. RefSeq lists its product as uncharacterized. The coding region runs from base 293 to 1288 and encodes 331 amino acids. The transcript is spliced from 3 exons. The record is from RefSeq and is a predicted model, not a curated record. Gene Ontology annotation, biological process: amino acid activation for nonribosomal peptide biosynthetic process; secondary metabolite biosynthetic process. Lineage: Eukaryota; Fungi; Ascomycota; Sordariomycetes; Xylariales; Xylariaceae. Gene Ontology annotation, molecular function: phosphopantetheine binding. Gene Ontology annotation, cellular component: cytoplasm.